AAAUAAGAAAUAAAUAUUAAAAUGUCAAAGUCAGACUCCAUGACAUUUAUCAUAUUUAUAUUUUUCGAUUUUAAGAUUUCAACAUUUUAUUUUACCAAAUUGUUAAUGAAAACUAUUCUGUUACACAUGGAAAAACAGAAGGAAAACUCAUUCAACAAGAAAUUCCGUUUACUUUGUUCUCAAACAAGUUCCGAAGAAAUCAACUGGUCAAGUAGCGACUCGGGCGAAUACGAAAAUGUGGUACACUCUUACGACAAAAUUAUGAACUUGUCGCACAAAACAACGAAGAGAAAACGCAAGAAAAAAGUGCCUAAAAAUAUUUUUAACUUAGAUAUUAACUAUAUAAUAGGGGAAAGUGACCAUAAAAGUGAUUUAAACACACAUAACAAGUGUCCCUCAAAAUCAGAAACCAACCAUGCUAACUUAUCAACUUCACCUAUUUUAAUGGCCAAACACAAUUGUAAGUCUUAUAAAUAUAAUGUCAAACUAUCUAAUUCACCAAUAAUAUGCCAAAAAAGUUUAAAUCAAUUGACUAAUAUACAAAAAAGUCCCAUUUUGAUGUUGAAAAGUAUGUCACCGAAAUAUUCACCCAAAGUUAAGAAAAAGUUAUUUAACAAUAAUGAGAGUGUAAGUAAAUCAAUUAGUAAGCAAAACUCUAUAAGUAAAUGUGAUAAUAAUGAAAAUAAUAAUGAUUUAAAUUUAAUCAGUGAUCAAAAUUCUAAGUGUAUUCAUCAUGAAAUAUUUAAAAAGAACAAACGAGAUGUUCAAGAUAUUUGUAAUAAAAAAAAAGUUAACCCUAUAAUGGAGGAUGGUUUAGUUUUUAAUAAUGCAACAAAUACUAAAAGUGAAGAAACUAUAUCUAAUUAUAAUUUAGUGGAUAACAAACAAAUAAUGAUAAAUGAAAAGGAUGAAGAAAAAGAAUCUUUCAUGUCUGGCAAUAUUGAUGAAAGCAUCAGUUUCCUGAAAGCUGAUAAUCUUGAUUUGAACUUGGUAAAAAAAGUUAAAACCUAUUUUGAUGGCCAUUUUAGUUCAGAAAAUGCAUCUCAGCAUUCUAUAAGUGAUAUAUUAACACCCAAAAACAGUUCAAAAAGUAGUGAAGACAUUGAAAUUAUAAGCACCGUAACUCAGGUUAAUUCACAUAAGAAUAGUUCAGAAACUUUGAAAGAGGAAACAAUAAAUGAUUGCAUUAUUUCAAAUAAUAAUACUUCGAAAAAGAUGAGAUACAAAAAGGAUGGUUUGGCCUACAGAUUGAAUGCACUUUUAAAAAAGCACAAUGCAAGCGUUUCUCUAUGGUAUCAUGAGAGAUUUUUGGCGGCAAAUUCAAAUUUUGUUAUUCCAAAAGGAGAGCAUGUUGUAUUUCAAAUUCGGAAUGUCCAAUUCAAUUAUGGCUGUUACAUAUUAGAUGUAAGAAGUAUUGAAAAUAACAAUUUUUUGGUUUUAAUAAAUAAUAAUUAUGUUAAUGAUCACAGUAUUUCUAAAGAUAUGAUAUUAAAGGUAUACGAGCCUUACAGUAUAUUAGAUUUGAAUGCAGUGUACAAGAUAGUUGUCAAUGUUUGUAAAUUUGAAUGUAUAAUUAAUAAUUAAUCUUAGAUUAUAUACUCAGAGUGUCUUCAUAGAAAUCAUCAUCAUCAUUUCAGCCAGUAUCUGUCCAUUGCUGGACAUAAGCUAUAGAAAUAAUUCGAGAAAAUCGGGUCAACUUUUUCAUACAAUUUUGCAUGAUAAAUAGUUAUGAGUGAUUCCUUUAUAACAUCUAUAUUUUUGUAGUCUUAUAAAUUCUGCAUCUUUUUAAUGCGUAAACAAUCAUUUUAUUUAUUAAACAAUACGUCAAGAUACAUUUUAUGCUUGAGUAUAUAGAACACUGACAAACAAAACGAGUCAGCUAAUUUGACAAUUGGCUGUAACAAAAAGUUGACCCGUUUUUUGAGGCUUGAUGCUCUAUCUAUAUAACCUAAGCAGUUAAUAUUUUAAAAUGGAAAAUUUUAUAAAAGAAAUAAUAUUGUAAUAUUUGAUAUUGUAUAUAAAAUAAUUUAAAUAUAAAUAUGAUUAAUUAUUUUA
Galleria mellonella (greater wax moth) is the source of this 2055-nucleotide messenger RNA. RefSeq lists its product as uncharacterized. Bases 22 to 1584 code for a protein of 520 amino acids. NCBI's taxonomy places the organism in Eukaryota, Metazoa, Arthropoda, Insecta, Lepidoptera, Pyralidae. The transcript has a single exon. The record is from RefSeq and is a predicted model, not a curated record.